Molecule: messenger RNA, 168 nt
Organism: Eruca vesicaria subsp. sativa (arugula)
Lineage: Eukaryota; Viridiplantae; Streptophyta; Magnoliopsida; Brassicales; Brassicaceae
Source: the annotation of a GenBank genome assembly
AUGGCUUUCAAGGUCACUGAGAAUACAGAGAUCAACUACUCGUGGCAGUUAAGUCAUCCAAAAUUAGUUGAACUGAUUGGUUAUUGUUUGGAAGAUGAACAAUGGCUUCUUGUGUACGAGUUUGUGCAUGAGGAUAGUCGUGAGAAUUUUCUGUUCAGAAGCGAGUAA